GUUUUAAAUUUUGUGCAAAAUUUUUUUUAAAACUAACCCGUGCGCCACCAUGGCUUUCCAACGUUCGUGACAACGCGUUCAGCGAAAAAUAAAAAAUAAACAGUCUGGUAAUUCCGGUUUGCCAUGCUUAAGUGGACAAAACAACAAAAUCUGCUACAACAGUCUACUUCUUUUCCUUUAAAUGCCACACUACUGCACAAAGCACUGACUAAGAAAGCUCACUGUCACACUCAAACUCAUUAUAACCUCACUAAUUUCAUCUGUAACACAACAAAUAGCAACAACUACUCUCACGGGCGCCCAUUUGAAAUACAAUCCAUCGUUAAAAUCUCCCGCGAGCAUCCACUCCACUUAUCUGCCAAGAGAAGCGUCGAGAAGAAAAUGCCUACUAUGACACACGUACUCGAACGCCGUCGCCUGCAGCGCUACUCACUCGACAACCAAUUGGAGGUGCCUUCGCCUCGUCGCAUACGUCACUCACUCACUAGUGCAGCGAAUAAAGAGAAUUUUGACGUACAUUUUACACGUAGUUCCUUCGGCCAUACCAGCCUCACCGCCUUCCAGGAUCUUAGCAACGGCAAGAGCCCAAUACGCGUCGAGUAUACACCUACGCGCGCGGCCCUACGUUACCAAACACAAACUCCAAAUAAUGUUGCCUCGCGUGAUAAUUCUCUCUCCUCAUCACGCAUGGGCGAUGUAACGCUAGAUCGCAUGUUGGAUGCCAUAAUCGAGAGCGCGCGUAAGGAUGUGCAACGCGUGUCGGCGGUGCGUCGUAUGGAGAAUGGGCUGCCGCAGACAGCAGACUCGCCCGUUGUGGUGAGUGAUGGUGAAAUGAGCAUACACGAAAUGGAGGUGCGCACGCCCACGCAUCUCAAGCGUCAGCGUGUCGUGCGUCGCAAGAAUACCAAAACGACGGACACGCGGCGUAAAGUAGAAGCGUUUGAAGCGGUAGCAGCAGCGCAGCUCACACCGCCAGCACCACCGCCGCCGCAAACGCAACCACUAAUUGGUCUAACACUACCCGAUGGCAUACCGAGUCCCGAUACGCCACUCUUCAAGCCGUCUAUUGCCUCAAACAUCGAGCUGCUGGUCAUGCAGACGCCACCGAAUGCAACAUUCAUUGUAGAUAACAACUACGUUUCGUCUACGGCUGGCGGUGCAACAAAUGGCGCCGCAGAGUUGCCGCAGCGUUGCUCGACGCCCACCUUGGUGGAGGAGAUGCCCUCUAUUAAGCGCUGUUUGAGCUUCUCCUCAGCGAGUGAUGAGGAGGACGAUGCGGAUUUUAGCAAUGCGGCAAAGCGUAGCUCUGUAGCUUCAUCCAAUACCAGUUCGACAAUGGGCGAACACUACUGCUCGGGGCGCGCCUCACAGAAUUCGUACACAAAAAGUGCGGGCCCCGCGGCAGUGCGCGGCAAUGUGGAGCUCGCAAUCAAUGUGGAGCGUCAACAAUUAAAUGUACAUGUUAUACGCUGUCGCGAUUUGCAACGUCCGAAUGGUUCGACGGCGUUGAACGCCUAUGUUAAAGUCGCGCUCAUACGCAAUGAGGCGAACUCCAAGCCAACCGAGAAUCAUUUCCAACGCACUGCCGUACAUCGACACUCCAGUCGCCCGUAUUUCGAUCAUCGUUUCCGUUUCGAUUUGGGCGCACAAGAGCAUGUGGAGCCGCAAGCUGCAGGCGCAGCUGAAACCGUGGGCGAUCAUCUACAGCUGGCCGUGUGGCAUCGGGAUCGGCAACUAAAGUGAGUACGAUCGCAAGAAAUAAACGAUUUUCGUAUAAACUCACUGGUAUAAAAGCUCAUUAGAGUAGCUUUAGUUGGGCUUGCUAACUAUUAAACACUGGUUAAAUGUGCACAUAAAGCGCUGUUAAAUGCACUGGAGCUCCAAAUAUGUAAGCAGCAUUGGAGGUAGUUUUUCUUGUGAACGACAAGGAGCAACAAAAAAUUUUUUAAUGAAAAAGAGAUUUUUGAACACUU
This is a messenger RNA of Ceratitis capitata (Mediterranean fruit fly), 1973 nucleotides long. RefSeq lists its product as uncharacterized. Gene Ontology annotation, cellular component: plasma membrane; nucleus. Gene Ontology annotation, biological process: signal transduction. The record is from RefSeq and is a predicted model, not a curated record. The transcript has 4 exons. NCBI's taxonomy places the organism in Eukaryota, Metazoa, Arthropoda, Insecta, Diptera, Tephritidae. The coding region runs from base 382 to 1743 and encodes 453 amino acids.